GGGCGGGAACGGAGUAAAAUCCGCUGAGUUGCGUGGUGCUGUGGUGCGCGCUGGUACCUGCGGAAGCGGAACGCGGGUGCGCACCUCCGGUGUUGGGAACUGUCUGCAGUGUCACAGGCAGAGCAGGGACAGGGUAGGCUUGUGCAGGCAACACCUUCCUGAGCCUGUGAGUCAUCCAGGACUGGCUGUGGCUGAUAUUUGAGGCCCUAGGGUGGCCCUGCUGGAUAUGCAGAGUUAGACAUCUGGAUCUGCUGCGUCUUCCUUGUGUUCUCUGCAAUCUGCCAAGACAAGGAUAACGGUUGUGGUCAUAGAACUAUGUCCAAGCUUGACUGGAAACAGGUUUUGCCAUCACUUAUGAUGCCUUGGACACAAGACCAUGUUUCCUCCCAGGAAGAAGUGAAGCAGGCCUUGGGUCCCCAGGGCGAAGGGGCGUCCAUUCACCAAGAGAUGCCAGGGAAUGCAGGCAGAAGGGCGUGCAGGGCUCUGGGUGUUUGGAACUGUCUGCAGUGUCACAGGCAGAGCAGGGACAGGGUAGGCUUGUGCAGGCAACACCUUCCUGAGCCUGUGAGUCAUCCAGGACUGGCUGUGGCUGAUAUUUGAGGCCCUAGGGUGGCCCUGCUGGAUAUGCAGAGUUAGACAUCUGGAUCUGCUGCGUCUUCCUUGUGUUCUCUGCAAUCUGCCAAGACAAGGAUAACGGUUGUGGUCAUAGAACUAUGUCCAAGCUUGACUGGAAACAGGUUUUGCCAUCACUUAUGAUGCCUUGGACACAAGACCAUGUUUCCUCCCAGGAAGAAGUGAAGCAGGCCUUGGGUCCCCAGGGCGAAGGAGCGUCCAUUCACCAAGAGAUGCCAGGGAAUGCAGGCAGAAGGGCGUGCAGGGCUCUGGGUAAGUGGUGCAGACACCCUCCAGUGUAUGUCGUGGUGCUGGCUGCGCUUGUGGCUUUGGUCCUGGCUUUGGCAGUGGCUGUUGCUGUGCUGUCAGCAGGAAGAGAUGGAGCGAGUGCAGCUGCGGUGCUGGGCUGUCCUGAUGACUGGGUUGGGUACCGCAAUGUCUGCUACUACCUCUCGAGAGAGGAGGGGAGCUGGGAGUGGAGCCGGGAGCGGUGCUCCUCGCUGGGGGCUUCACUGGCUGUGAUCAAGAGGGAGUGGGAAAUGGAGUUUCUAUCACGGCUCAGGGGCAACAUUGAUUACUGGGUUGGGCUGCGCAGACAGGAUGGGCGCCCGGAGUGGGUGGACGGCAGCAGCUUCAACCACACGAUCCCUUUGAAGGGCCGAGAGCCUUGUUUCUUGCUGAAUUACCCUCAUCUCUUGAGUUCAAACUGUUUGCGGACCCACCAUUAUCUCUGCAGCAAGGCCCAAGCUGUGAUGUCAAAUAGUUGAUGGGGAGAAAGGACCUUCUUCGUGCUGGGAACUCCACAACUUUUCCACUUCUAGUUUUAUAUUUAUAUUUACUAGUGGUGUAUUAGUAUUUUUAGUUUUUUAAACUGUUUUUAUCUCAAUCCAAGUUUCUCCUGUUGCUUUUGAUUCCCUCCCCUGUUGGAGGGGUGAGAGAGAGAGUGUCUGUCGAGGUUUUAUUGCCAGUUCGGGUUAAACCACGAUGGGGGAAAGAAGUGUUUUUUCCUAACUUCUCCUUUUCCCUGCAAGCAGCGUGCCUGUACCCUGCUUUUCCUUUCUCCAGAGGAAAAGCAGCCCUGUGGCCUCGACCAGGUGUUGGGGCUGCUCUCCCUGGCAACUUUGGGGCUGUUUAGCUGCAAUAGUGGCAGGAAGCUCUGGCCCUGCUGGCAGGUCGUACCUUGACAGUGGUCAUCAGUGGUUUGGUUUCCUGUUCCCCCUCCAUGUCCCAGCCCUGUGCCUUCCUGGUUCUUCCGUGACACGGAGGAUGAGGAUGGUUACAUGGUCUUGGGAAGGGGGAAGUCACAGGGAGUUCGGGUUCCCUCCAGGAUGCAGGUAAUGGCGGGUUGUAUCUGUUGGCUUCCCCCCGCUAAACUGGUGUCAGAAAGUAUGGGGGCGCGGGGUGAUAAUAGGUGUGAUGAGAGAAGCAGGGUGAUAUGCCACUCAUCAUUUCUCUGAGGGCUGCUCAGGGCAGGGAAACUGAAGCCUGGGGUGUGGGAGGAGGGUCUGGUGGGGCUUUUCUCCAGGUGUGUGACCCCAAAAGUGGGAGCAGAGGGAUUUUUGGGGGACACUCAGUUCCUCCUGCUGCUGGUCCAUUCCUGGGGUCAUGCCCUUGUGCAGGGGGGGCUGCAGGCAUUUGGAGGGGUCACCCCCCCUGUCCACACUGCUUAGGGCUCUCUGGGGAUGGAGGGGGGUUGACAGAUGCUUAUGAGCUCCCCUUCUCUUUUGGGAACCCCUGUUCCUUUCUGUGGGAUGUGGCCUGCCAGAGCCCCAGGAGAGUUUUGCCCCACAGUGGGUGCAUGUCCCCGCAUCAGCCACCUGACAUCCACACUGUGGGUUGUCUGAAUUUAGAGUUGAUGAGUUAGUUUUCUGUAUUUGGAGUUAAUAGGCUAGUUUGCUGUAUGAAUAAAGUUAAGUGUUGCGGUAGUUGUGAGGCGACUUGGAGGCGGGGCCUGCGCCCUGGAGCGGGGGACAGCUUGUGACUACGAGAUAACGAUCUUGUUACCAUGCGAACACUGCCUGACUAAGAUUCCCACCUUAGCUAGCUUAAUGUCUGUUAAAGUGAUUAGCCAAUCAGCAUGAAACAUGUGUGCCUUAGACUAUAUAAAUGUAUGUUUGCCAUACAAUAAAGCGGACACCUUGCUUGCA
Molecule: messenger RNA, 2759 nt
Organism: Columba livia (rock pigeon)
Lineage: Eukaryota; Metazoa; Chordata; Aves; Columbiformes; Columbidae
Product: C-type lectin domain family 2 member B-like
Exons: 7
Coding region: 714-1379 (221 amino acids)
Source: RefSeq, a predicted model, not a curated record